Culex pipiens pallens (northern house mosquito) is the source of this 669-nucleotide messenger RNA. Its product is annotated as probable ATP-dependent RNA helicase Dbp73D. Lineage: Eukaryota; Metazoa; Arthropoda; Insecta; Diptera; Culicidae. Bases 177 to 359 code for a protein of 60 amino acids. The transcript has 2 exons. The record is from RefSeq and is a predicted model, not a curated record.
CAACCGAACAACAUGGGUUAAGACGCAUCCGCCCCGAGCAACCAGCUGCCCAAAAACUAUGCCUCGUUUAGUCGUAUCGGUUCAAUCUGGUCAAUGCCCAAAACUCCAAAACCACGAACGGCAGCAGCGACAACUCGAUCGACGGCACGCAUCGGUUGUCGUUUGUGGUGCAGAAAAUGUUCGGCACCGUGCUGGUCAUCGAGGAGUGGUCCUCGUCGUUGAGUCUUCAGGCAAAGAUGAGCGUGCUGUGUCGGUUCGCGUUGAGAAAGGUCAAUGGCAUCAUCUGUACGGACACUCUGGGUUGCAGUAUUGACGACAUCGACGUGGUAAUUUCGUACGAAAUCGACCGGAUCGGGUGAAUGAGUGCUGAAAACCGGGUACCUUCAUCACGAUGCUGAUCGACUAGAAGCAAAACGAAGUUCCAGUUGACCCUGGUCGAGGCCGGCAGGCAGCCUCUGGAGCCGAUCGAAAUCCAUUCGAACGCCGAGGAGGAAUACGCCGUGAUGUACUCGGCGGUGCUGAAUGACCUGUGUGAAGGGUGCGAAGCCCUGGAUCUAGAAAAGCAACCGAUCAAGAAGAUUCGCAGCGAAAUGUCGAUCCCUAGCAUGACCAAGAUGAACCUGCUUAGCAAGCUGAAGGAUCGCGUCGACAUUGAUCUGAAAGUGAUAU